This is a messenger RNA of Leptopilina heterotoma, 1354 nucleotides long. RefSeq lists its product as uncharacterized. NCBI's taxonomy places the organism in Eukaryota, Metazoa, Arthropoda, Insecta, Hymenoptera, Figitidae. The record is from RefSeq and is a predicted model, not a curated record. Bases 218 to 1348 code for a protein of 376 amino acids. The transcript is spliced from 10 exons.
CAAAUUUUCUCGAGAACUUGAGUUUUCCUCUCGCUCUCAAGUCGCUUUUCCUAAUCUGUUUGGAAUUUCGUUUUUUGUUUUCGUGAACGUUUUUUCCAAUGAUCAUCAUUGAAAAAAAAUUUAUUUAUUCACGCGCGCUUCUUGAAAUUUAACAUUAUUUUCCCGAAUAAUCGACAAAUUUUUAACGGAAAAAAAGUGAAAAUCGAAUACGGGAAAAAUGAGUGAAAAUUGCACUUACGUGCAAAAGGUGAUAACAGUUCCUAAGACAUCGAUAAUUCAACAUCAAAUAAGUGAUGAAAUUAUAAAAAUACUUAUUGAAUUUCCUGAUGGGGAGCAAAAACUUGUUGGUUUUCAAGUUUCGGAUGAAAAUUGUACAAUUCAGGAUUUAUUGGUGCAGAUUGGCAUUCCAUUAGACGCGGAAACUGAUAUUUCUUUAGUUGAAGAUCCAUCCACUUUACAAAUACACUAUAUUGUCGAAGUUAAAAAUUUAAAACCGAUCGUGGCCCAUGAAACGCCGAGUUUCAGUCAAGAAUUUACGAGUCCGAAUCCUCCACCUCCUGAAGUUGAGGUUCCGAAGUUUGUAGAGGGAAAACUUGCCGUCUGUCGAAGAUGUGGAUUUUUGUCUUCGACUUUCCAUCGCUGCCAACGUUGCAAACGAAAAUUGCCCGACAAUGUUAAGGCCGUUAUAGAUAAAUAUACGGUUAAUGGAGCGAAAAAACAAUGCAAGGAAGGCGAUAAUCGACCGGUUGACGUAAAACCAAAACCCUCAAGUAUAAAGAUCGAGCAGAACAAUGGACUCAAUAAUGGAAGUGAACCACAGGAGGAAUUUCCCGAUUUUCUGAUAAAAUCACAGCAUACAACUCUUUCGUGUCGUACCGUGAGAAUAGGAUCCUACAAAUAUUUCCCGCCAGAAAAAAUUAUUAUCUCGCAAUAUGGAGUUCGACUCAGUGUUCCUUCUCUAACCGGAAGCAAAAAGAACGUGAAUAUAAAUAUUGAACUGCAAGAUAUCGAUCGAGUUUUGAUUCAUUUCGGCAGAAAUUUGCCCGUUAUUUUUCUGAUCACAAGUCCAAGUAGUGCUGAGCAAAUUCGAGAGAUUUUAGGAAUGCAGCAGCAGGAGAAUCCUUACUACGACCCAUUGAGUCGAGAUCUGACACACAAACGAAUAACUUUAUUACCAGAAAGUAUCAGCGAAGAUGCCCAAACUUUCCUCAAAGAAUUGUUCCUUUUAAAAUUGGAACAAUUGAGUAUGACAGAAGCCAAUGAAAUUCUCGUGAGAGCAUCGCCGAGAGAACCUCCAAAAAGAUUUCGUAUCCGUCGAAUGCCGGAAACGGGACAAGGAAAUAAUUAAAACAAG